This is a messenger RNA of Pectinophora gossypiella (pink bollworm), 2588 nucleotides long. RefSeq lists its product as uncharacterized. Gene Ontology annotation, biological process: nuclear migration along microtubule. The record is from RefSeq and is a predicted model, not a curated record. Gene Ontology annotation, molecular function: actin filament binding; lamin binding. Lineage: Eukaryota; Metazoa; Arthropoda; Insecta; Lepidoptera; Gelechiidae. The transcript has 5 exons. Gene Ontology annotation, cellular component: nuclear membrane. The coding region runs from base 80 to 2185 and encodes 701 amino acids.
AGUGCGGGUUGUGGGAGAGCGAGUUAUAUUUUUAGGUUAGAGAUGAUUUUGUAAUAAAUUCAGUGGAUUUUCAAACAAAAUGAAAUUUAUUUUUAAUAUGGAAAGAGUACUAUUAACAGUGACUGGUGUUUUGUGCACAAUAUUAGUUCUGAAGCUCUUUUAUUCAUUGCGGACUAUUUUGCUGUGGCGUGUGAACUGCUGGUUUUGCAACAACAAUUUUUGGGUCAAAUUGCCUGAACGCAAUAGUUGGACAUGUCCAAAAUGCGACCAGUAUAAUGGUUUCACUAAGGAUGGAGACUAUAACAAGCCCUUGUUCGCAGUAAAUGAACAGAAUCAUAAAACACCUAAGGUGUUUCACAGUAGUCCUCCGAGGAACGGCCUGUGCAAAAUGUGCAACAUCAACCAGCAACUGAAGGUUGCGCAGCUUGCCAACUUUGUUCCUAUGAAUGACAGGAAUUUUGACGAAGAAAUUGAUUCAUAUAGAAUGCAGUUAGAAAAGGCUUACAGAUUAUGUAGCCCCUGCAAGAAAGUGCUGCAAACGAAGCUGCACAAAGAAAAAGAAGUGCUUUUAGGCACUAAGUUAUUAGAAACCAGAUCUCCAGAUAAAAAAGGCUAUAAAAUUGAGAUGCAAAAUAGAAGAUUACAGGGCUUUAUAAACAAUACCUCGAUGUAUUUGGCCGGAUUACUUCUUAUACUGGUCUCUGUAGAAUGCUACUCAAAUAUAAGAAAAGACAAAAGUUUAAGUAGCACAGUAACAAAUAUCAAGGAUGUAGUAUAUGGCUUGCUGGUUAGGAUAUUAUCUAUUAUUAAGAUGAAAAUGCUAAUGACAUUCCCAGUACUAGAAAAUUACCUCGUAGAUGUACAUAAUAUUAUACAUUUAGACAAGUGGCCUAAACGCUUAACUUUUACAUAUGACAAAGUGAAAGGAUAUAACAUUUUGACUCAAGAAGCAUUAGGUGGCUUUGUUUGUUUGAUACAAAUCAUUGGCCAUGUCUGGAGUGUAAAUAAAUUGAAGUUCACCGUAGCCACAGAUCUUCUGUGGUCUAUAUUUGUGAUCACCUCUAUCGCCCACCACUCUGUGGCUGUAGACCCGACAAUCAUGAGCUUAGUAAAGUUAUUUAGUAUGCUGGCAGUAUUAUUUGUGUAUAGAAGAAUGAAGCCCAAAUCAAUACGGAGACAAAAUGCUACAAAAGUUACACCAGCACCAAAAAAUAUGAAGAACCUCACAAACUGUACGAUGAUUGACGAAGAUGAUUCCAUGGAGACUGAUGAUGAUGUGUCUUUAAGUCAAUUUGGUCUGCACAACUUCACGGAAUCGUCAAACGAAACCAUUGGUCCACUCAACAACAGUCUAAUCGGCGGGCGGUCCUUCACACCACGAAGCAAUGACAGCAUUUGGACCAAACCAAAGCUAAAUUCCACCUUCUGUGUUAACCCUGUUCUCAAGAGUCCCAGUUCCGUUUCCGAUACAGUAUUUGCUAAGCCCAGUUAUCAGAAAAUGUCCAAAGACAAUUCUUUUAAAAAGUACCAAAAUCUGACAAAGGAUGACUCGGAUUCUGAUUUGGAUGAGAGCAUCAGUUCUUUGUGCAUAGGUAGUCCGAAGAAGUCGAAACAGAACGGUUCGAUAUUUUCGCUUCGAAAGUUUACUGCGACUCCAAACUUCGUAGCUCCGACGCCGCUAGCUCGUUCGAGGCCUCUCAUAUCGCCGAGUAAGUUAGGGCACAGCACGUCGUGGGUGGCUGGGGGAUACUGGGGCACGGAAGGGGAGCGUCAGAUAUUCAACAUCAACGGGAGUAGGUCUUCCAGUCAGAGCUCGGGGUUUGAGUCCCAGGCGUCGAGUAUGAACCAGCGUCCUGUGUUCUCUCAGCCGCCAUCUCGCGAAGAGUCAGUCUGCGGCGAGCCCGACCGCAAUACGCUGAUGGAUCGCUUCUCAAACUGCAGCAUGAGUAACUUCGGGAGUUACCAGCCCCAAACACCCUCCCACUUCUCUCGCGUGAGUUCGCCGGUGUUCCCUCAAAUGCAGUACAAUAGUCACGUUCAUAUACCUCAGCCGCGUUUUGCUCAACAAAAUGUUCCAAAUGUGUUCGUUCAGCAACAGUUUGGGUCAAGUCAGAGCAUGUUUAAGACUCCCGGCGGGUCCGGUCUCAUCAAAUUGCCUCAAGUUAACCCGUUCGCGCCUCGCUAGCUCACUCAACUAGUCAGUCUCGAACUAUCGACUCAUACGUAUUUUUCUUUCAUUCUUCGAUUUAACUUUCACGAACUGCCAUUAUGUUAAGGUAUCUUGUUAAGUUAUCAUGUAGAUGUAAGUGGUUAUUAGUUGUAUGUUUGCGACUAAACAUAGUGUAAGAUUGCUGAUCUCGUGUUUCGUGCCAGGUGAAGGCUACAUGAAAACAUUAAGAAUUAUUGUUGUAAAUUUUAUACGGACGUCACUGUCCUCUUCUCGAACAAAAUGUGAUAUUGUUAAGACUAGUGUUUUUUGCAAAAGCGAUGUGAAAUGAUUCUUGAUGUUAUCAUUUUGAUUUAGGUUUUGUCAUCUUAAAUCUGAAAGAUUUUGUGAAGCUCCUGCAAUAAAAAAAUAGUAAAAGUAA